AUGUGGUCAACGGAAAUUAAAGAGUUAGUCAACAGAAAAGAAUGUCAUUUUUUUUCGAAAAAGAGCCAGUUGCCCCUGCGAGGGCGUAGGGACCCAGCUUCCUUGCCGGAGUUCCAACGUAUUGAAGAUCAAUUGUCCCGCCUGGAAGCCCAGGAGGAUGCUUUCUGGAAGCAGCGAGCUAAGAAGCAUUGGUUGAGGGGAGCUGAUGCGAACACGCGCUUCUUCCACAGAGUGAUAAUGGUCUUUUAUUGCGUCCUUUUGAAUAUGAUGAGGUUAAAGCAACUUAGUUUUCUAUGUAUCCUCGAGCAUUAUUGGACUGUGGUGGGGGAGAAUGUGUCAACCUUUGUGGUUAAUUGCCUAAAUUCAUGUUCUUUUCCUGUUGGGCUUAAUGAUACUAAUGUGGUGUUGAUCCCCAAAAAGAAUAUUCUUGAGUCGAUGUCUGACCUUAUGCCUAUUGCGUUUUGCAAUGUUGUUUACAAGAUUAUGGCAAAGCUUUUGGCUAAUAAGAUGAAGCAUUUACUGGGCGGUCUAAUCUCUGAGUUUCAGAGUGCUUUCAUUCCGAAUAGGCUCAUAACUGACAAUAUAUUUGUGGCGGCAUAG
Ipomoea triloba (trilobed morning glory) is the source of this 600-nucleotide messenger RNA. RefSeq lists its product as uncharacterized. Bases 1 to 600 code for a protein of 199 amino acids. The record is from RefSeq and is a predicted model, not a curated record. The transcript is spliced from 2 exons. NCBI's taxonomy places the organism in Eukaryota, Viridiplantae, Streptophyta, Magnoliopsida, Solanales, Convolvulaceae.